CGAACCUUUCUGGCUUUCCAGCAAGUUCAGAGCUGCCGCUGGUUUCUUGCCGCAAUCUUCUGCAGUUGGAUCGUCACUGGGACCGCUCUCGAACUGUGAUCAUCCCCAAUCGCAUUUUGUAGAAUCGACCACCCGGCUUCUUGGCAGGACCAAACAUAGCUACAGGGCAAGACAAUGGACUGUUCUAGGUUACUUUGUAUCUUGGCAAUUUUGGUGCUGGCAAAUGAAGUUUUUUCAAUGACAAAACAGUUGCACCAAGUGAAAGUCCCAACAAUUACAGAUAAAUGUUUGUGUGCACUCAACGGUUCGGUGGGUGUGACGUGCGUUGACAAUCCUAUACUUCUUCAUCAUGUCAGCAAAAUUUGCAGUUCGAGACAAGUUUUCCAUUCUAAAGUAAUUCACCAUUCCUGGAUAUCAACAAUAUUCCUUCCAAAAUGCGAUGACGGGUACAAGAUUGAUAGCUAUCCUUAUCCUGCACAUAGUUAUUUCAAUUGUAAGGUCAUGAGACUGGAUUACCUUCCCUCGGAACUCCCUGGAGACUUUCUAGUCUAUAUUGGGGAAAUAUUAUGCAGCGGUAUUAAAUGUCAACCUUUCUCUGAGUAUUGCCCAAGUAAUUUCAGUAUAACGAAUGGACAAUUCAAUGCGAUUAGCACUGAGAUUAAAGGAACGGCAUCGGUCAAAUGUGAUCCAGGGUAUCGCCCAUCGAAACCUACUCCAAUGAAUUGCCACAAACACAAUGCUACGUACGGUGUGUGGAUGAAUCUAACAAGCUGCAAUGUGAAGCCUGCUUACUGCUCUAGUACAAUCAAUGUAACCAAUGGAGUUGUUCGUGUUUACAACGCUUAUCUUGGCGAAGAGGCAAAUGUUACAUGCAAUCAAGGCUACAGUCCAUCGACUAAUUCAACGAUGAAAUGCAUGGUAAAGGAUGAAUUAGCCGGUGUCUGGACUAAUGUACAAAGCUGCCACCUGAAGCCUGCUUACUGCUCUAGUACAAUCAAUAUAACCAAUGGAGUUGUUCGUGUUAACAAAGCUUAUCUUGGCGAUGAGGCAAAUGUUACAUGCAAUCAAGGUUACAUUCCAUCGACUAAUUCAACGAUGAAAUGCAUGGUAAAGGAUGAACUAGCCGGUGUCUGGACUAAUGUACUAAGCUGCAAACUGAAGCCUGCUUACUGCUCUAGUACAAUCAAUAUAACCAAUGGAGUUGUUCGUGUUAACAAAGCUUAUCUUGGCGAAGAGGCAAAUGUUACAUGCAAUCAAGGUUACAUUCCAUCGACUAAUUCAGCGAUGAAAUGCAUGGUCAAGGAUGAAUUAGCCGGUGUCUGGACUAAUGUACUAAGCUGCAACCGUCGCCCCAAUUACUGCUCGGCGGAAGAGAUCAAAGUAAACAAUGGAUUUUAUUAUACAGCAGAUACGUACAUUGGAGCAGUGUACCAACUUUCAUGUGACCUCGGCUUUCGUAAAUCGAAAAAUUCAGAAACGACAUGCCAGGCACACAAUGAUACACACGGUGUUUUGAGUAACAUACUGACCUGCAACUUUAUCCAUGGCUAUUGUUCAAGUGCGAUCAAUUUAACAAAUGGAGUUGUCCAUGUCUCCAAUACACACGUUGGAGCUGAGGCAAAUGGUACAUGUAAUCAAGGUUACCUCCCAUCGAAUAACUCAACAAUGACAUGCCAGGAACAGAAUGCAACCCAUGGUGUGUGGGAUAAUCUUCUAAGCUGCAACCGUAUCUCUACAUAUUGCUCCACUGUGACCAGCAUAAUCAAAGGAGUUGUGCAUGCGAACUAUACACACAUCGGAGCGGAGGCGAAUGUUACAUGUAAUCACAGCUACCGUCUAUCGAAUAAUUCCAAAGUGACAUGCCAGGCAUACAAUGAUACACAUGGUGUGUGGAAGAAUCUAAGCUGCAACUUUUAUUCGCAUUGCCCAAACUAUAUCAAUGUGCCAAAUGGAAUUGUUCUUGUGUUCAAUAAUGACACUGGAGGAGAAGCAAAUGUUACAUGUAAAACAGGAUAUCGCCCAUCAAAUAAUUCGCCAAUGAAAUGCCAGGAACACAAUGCUACACACAAUGUGUGGACCAAUCUACAAAGCUGCCUUCUGUAUUCGCGUUGCCCAAAUAAUGUCAAUGUACCGAAUGGGAUUGUUAAUGUGUUCAAUAAUGACACUGGAGGAGAGGCAGAUGUAACCUGUAAUACAGGAUAUCGCCCAUCAAAUAAUGCUACACUGAAAUGCCAGAAACACAAUGCUACACACAAUGCAUGGAUUAUUCCACUAACCUGCAAAUCUCAACCUAUCUCUUGCCCGAAAAUAAUACCAAUAAGCAAUGGAAGCUACCUGAUUUUCGGAGAAACAUACGCUGGAUCUGUGGCAACCAUUGCAUGCAACCAAGGUUAUCGUCCACCUAAUAAUUCCACAACCACAUGCCAGCCACGCAAUGAGACACACGGUGUGUGGAAUAAUGUACUUAACUGCAAUUUGUAUUCGCGUUGCCCAAAUAAUGUCAAUGUACCGAAUGGGAUUGUUAAUGUGUUCAAUAAUGACACUGGAGGAGAGGCAGAUGUAACCUGUAAUACAGGAUAUCGCCCAUCAAAUAAUGCUACACUGAAAUGCCAGAAACACAAUGCUACACACAAUGCAUGGACCAAUCUACUCAGCUGCGACCCUAUCCCAACAGCAGCUCCAUCGACUAGCUACCCAACAACCACUGCUCCAACAUUGAGCCGCAUGACUGCUCAACGCACCACUCCAACAGUGAGCCACGUGACUGCUCCACCCAGCACUCCUCCAACAGGCACAACUCCAACAGUGAGCCGCGUGACUGCUCCGCGGAGCACUGCUUCAAGAGGCACAACCUCAACAGUGAGCCUCGUGACUGCUCCACGAAGCACUGCUUCAACAGGCACAACUCCAACAGUGAACCGCGUGACUGCUCCACGGAGCACUGCUCCAACAGGCACAACUUCAAUAGUGAGCCGUGUGACUGCUCCACGGAGCAGUGUUCCAACAACAAGCACUAAUUCAAGAGGCACAACCUCAACAGUGAGCCUCGUGACUGCUCCACGAAGCACUGCUUCAACAGGCACAACUCCAGCAGUGAGCCGUGUGACUGCUCCACGGAGUACUGCUCCAACAGGCACUGGUAACAUAGUUGCUGCUCACACGGCGCAUGCUCCAGCAACUACAGUCGCAGCAAGUGCCUCCAAGGCAGUCUCCAGGAAUACAAUUUCACUUGCCUCCAGCCCAGUGAACAGUUUGGCAAGCACUGCAACAACAAGGCCUCCAAUACCUGACAGUAAUGAAUCCAUGAAAGCCUCACCGAAUUCCACACAGGUACUGUCUGCCAUGACUACUGCAGAAAUGUCAACCAGCUCAACCAUCACAGAACACCACAGCAAUUAUAAAAUGGACACUCCAGCACCUGAGAGUUCAACUUCAGCUGCACCUACAACAGACGUGGAAGUCAAAGGAGCUUCCAAUACUGGUGCUAUCGUUGGGGGAAUUUUCGGAGGCUUAGUAGGUAUUUUGGUAGUCGCCUCACUUUUUCUAUUCAAACAUUCAAGCAGGAACCAGAUUUUCAGUGUGAACCAAAAAUAUCCUGAGGUAGUGGUGCAGCAGUCAAAUUGUACCAUUAUGGAGGAUUUCAGUGGAAGUGACAAUAUUGAUAAACGCGGGAGCACUGCAGCAUUGCUUACCGAUAUUGAUCCAUCCAAGGUGGCUACCAUGGAAACAGGCUGUGAGAGCACGACCAAAGAGGUCUAGUAUGGCCACACGUCACUGUGGCUGUGGAAAAGGACAUUGAUUAGCUGUACACUGGUUGUACACUGGUACACUGCCAAAACUCUCCCCGAGCUGAAGAUAGUCACUAUGACCCAGUAUGAUGUGAGCACACCACAAUGCCAGUGUUUGAGAAGGAAGUAACAGUUGAUUGAUACAAUUAUCAUGAUGGUGUCUACAACUGGAAGCAUCAACAUCAUUGCUAUCUCUGCAGCUCGCACAGCCUGAUGAAAAUCAAUAGGGUAGUUCUUGGUGGUUUCCAAUCAUUAUCUGCUAAGUCAAUAUUUCAAUGUUUCUUUCUAGAUGUUUCAGUGUUUUCUUUUUCAUGCAUUCAUUUGAAGGUUUGGAUGUCUCUUUCUCCUCUCAAUUUAUCAGUGCCUGCAUGUGCGAUCUAUCCUGAGACUUCUGGUCGGAUGGUUUUCUGUGGCAACUCCAUGCGCCUUAUCUGUUUAGCAAUGCUCUCAUCCCAUCAGCUCUAUUCAGUAUGGCUCAUACUGCAGCUGGACUGCAU
Molecule: messenger RNA, 4285 nt
Organism: Sycon ciliatum
Lineage: Eukaryota; Metazoa; Porifera; Calcarea; Leucosolenida; Sycettidae
Product: sushi, von Willebrand factor type A, EGF and pentraxin domain-containing protein 1-like
Exons: 17
Coding region: 175-3759 (1194 amino acids)
Source: RefSeq, a predicted model, not a curated record